GCCUACUAUUGCCAUGACAACCGCAUAAAAUAUCACAACAGAUGUUGAGCUGAAUGGAGAUAAGACAUAAAUCGUUUUCAAUGGAUCAAUUAUCUACACAUACUAAGAUGAGUUCCUCUUGGGCAAGACAAUAUACGAUACUAUUUAUACUACAAUACAUAAUUUUGCUGUACGACGCUAGUGUAAAUGCAUUUGUUAUAUUGUGCCCAAAUCAGCAAGUCGAUAUGCUCAUUCUUUACAUAACUCAGGAUUUAUGUUCAAUGGUGUCACUGACCAUACUUCUAGGUAGCUUUUUCUCUACAUACAUAUUUCGGGUUGGACUCAUACAUCUACUCUAUUCAAGAUUUCGCUUAGCGAUAAUGCUUUGUGUGACUUAUAUUGUUCUUAGUAUUGCAUUGCAUUCUUGGCAUAUGACUUACCAAUGGACCUCUCCACAAAUUCACCAUUGGAAUAAAGGUUUUCAUAUCACGUAUGCUAUACACAGAAUAGUUGCAGUUAUUUAUUAUUACUUCUACAAAAGAGCAACAUUGAGGAUCAGCGAUCCACGAUUGUACGAAACCUCCAGCUGGGAACAAAACCAAUUGAGUCUUCCCUGAUUUGUCGUUUGAAUAAGCACAUCAAGAAUAUAUUAACAUAACUUUAAGCUUUUUUGAACUUCAUACAUUAUUGAAUAAAAUGAAGAUGUAAAUAUAGGUUCUCGGAUAAGUAAAGUAAUCUCAAACACAAGAUAUGAAAAAUGCGCAAUUCGCUCCAAUUGGAAGCAAUUCGAAAGGAUAAUAUAUGCUAAUAUGAAUACAAACUUCAGUCAAUAACCAACAUUAAACGUUACCAUAGGCGUUGAUUAAUUAUGAAAGUGAAAUAUACUUCUGGGUUAAUCAUAAGAAUCAAUUUAAAAAGUACCAAGAGGAUGAAAACCCUUUCAAUUGGUCUGUGCAGAGAAAAGUAAACUAUGGUUAUAGCAAUGAUUUACGCAUUUAUUAAAAAGUUAUAGCAACUCGCAAGUUUUCGAUUACCCAACUUCUUUUUGUAGGAAUUUUCGUUGAAAUUUCAAGUACAUACAAUUUGUAACAUGUAUUUGGGCAAAAACGUACAUUAUUACAGCCACUCUGUAUAAAAGUUCUUAUACAACGAUGCGUCUAAUGUGCUGACAUAUUUGUAACCACAAUGUUCUUUUAAUUUUCUUAAAACGAAAUUUCCAGUUCCGCUCAAAAUUG
Diprion similis is the source of this 1214-nucleotide messenger RNA. Its product is annotated as transmembrane protein 138. Lineage: Eukaryota; Metazoa; Arthropoda; Insecta; Hymenoptera; Diprionidae. Gene Ontology annotation, cellular component: cilium. The record is from RefSeq and is a predicted model, not a curated record.